This is a messenger RNA of Neoarius graeffei (lesser salmon catfish), 1452 nucleotides long. RefSeq names its product nicotinamide nucleotide adenylyltransferase 1 (gene nmnat1). The transcript is spliced from 5 exons. Bases 387 to 1229 code for a protein of 280 amino acids. The record is from RefSeq and is a predicted model, not a curated record. Gene Ontology annotation, biological process: NAD+ biosynthetic process. NCBI's taxonomy places the organism in Eukaryota, Metazoa, Chordata, Actinopteri, Siluriformes, Ariidae. Gene Ontology annotation, molecular function: nicotinate-nucleotide adenylyltransferase activity; nicotinamide-nucleotide adenylyltransferase activity.
AUUUAGGCUUAUGUUUUCCUCGUAGCACGUAAGACUGUAUUAUUGAUUCAGAGUUGUGUUUUUAAAUAAAAAUAGGAGACUUAUGGAGAAAAUGACCAGCACUAAUGACAUUCAUGGCCUUUUUCCUGUGUGCAGAUGGCAUGCCUUGUGAAAAUGAAAGUGUGUGUAUAACCAUGUGUGUGUUUAGGGCCGUAUGGAUAAUAGUCAAGUGAGAAGAGUUUAUACUAAUGUGAACUCGGUUUAAUGCUUCAUACCUCAGACUGAUUCGAUCAAUCUUGCACGUGUGAUUUUGAGAUUUAUUUGUUUUGUAGUACUUCCUCACUGCAUGCUUGGGACUUCCGGUGUACUUUCUGGAACUCUUUUCCACGAGGUCUCGAAUCGGUUCUAUGCUGAAAUCGUGGACUUCAGUAAUGGCACAACAGGAGAGAAUCGGAGUAGUGCUGCUGGCAUGUGGCUCCUUCAACCCCAUCACCAAUAUGCACCUACGCAUGUUUGAGCUGGCACGAGAUCACCUGGAAGAUACUGGACAGUACAGAGUAGUGAAGGGCAUCAUCUCUCCUGUUGGUGAUGCUUAUAAGAAGAAGGGUCUGAUUGAGGCACGUCAUCGGGUGGCGAUGGCCAGGUUGGCGACCGAGAGCUCCAGCUGGAUCAGUGUGGAUGACUGGGAGACCCAGCAGGCUGAGUGGGUGGAAACAGCCAAAGUUAUCAGACACCAUCAUGCUGAGUUAUCACUAGUAGAGGAGAACCAUGACGAGGUGGACACAGUCAAGCUCACAAAGAAGAGAAGACUGGAGCAAAAUGAGGAAAGUUCAUCAGCUCACAGAAGAUCAGAAACUCUUCAGCUCAAGCUGUUGUGUGGAGCAGACGUAUUGGAGUCCUUCAGCAUCCCCAAUAUGUGGAAGAAUGAGGAUAUCGCAGAGAUUGUGGGCCGCUUUGGGCUUGUGUGCAUCACCAGGAAUGGUUGUGAUGCAGAGAAGUGUGUCUACCAGUCUGAUGUGCUCCACAAACACCGUAAGAACAUCCACAUCGUGAGGGAAUGGGUGACCAAUGAUCUCUCUGCCACACAUGUGAGACGAGCCGUGCGCAGGGGCCAGAGCGUGCGCUACCUGCUGCCCAAGCCUGUGCUGCAGUACAUCCAAGAUCAACAUCUGUACAGUCCUGAGAGUGAGCAGAAGAAUGCAGAUGUCGUCCUUGCUCCUCUUCAGAGAUACGGCAGUAAAACUGAAUAAGCUACUGCAGUGUGUGUGUACACAUGUAUGUUGCCAAACACUUGCUGCAUAGAGCCAAUGCACUUCACUAGCUGCAGUGAAGAUACAGUUGACUCCUUUUAAUACACUAUAUAUAUAUAUAUAUAUAUAUAUAUAUAUAUAUAUAUAUAUAUAUAUAUAUAUCUUUCAUAAAAUAAUUAGUUUGAUAGGAAUGAUUGAAUCCGGGUUUACACAUACAAGUGAU